Messenger RNA from Rangifer tarandus platyrhynchus (Svalbard reindeer), 1197 nucleotides. NCBI's taxonomy places the organism in Eukaryota, Metazoa, Chordata, Mammalia, Artiodactyla, Cervidae. The record is from the annotation of a GenBank genome assembly.
AUGGGGACCAGGGAGAGGCGGACGGGGAACACUAAGAGAGCGGGGACGGAUGGACUGACAGAGAGCUCAAGAAAUUUGGAACGGACGAGCGGACCCUCAGAGGCGCUGGGGACACUUAGGGUAGAGAGGGGCCGAGAGCAGACGGAUGAGAGCCCCUCGGCCCGCACCACUGGACAAAGGGCCAGACGGAAGGGGUUACGGAGGCACCGGUGGGACUUUCGUCGGCCGGAGCUCAGUUUCUUAGUUUCGGAAACGAGAACCGGAGCGGGGAGGGGAAGGGAGGGACGGCGCGCCCUCGGGGCAGCCCGAUCCUACAGCCCGAUCCUACGGCGGCCCGCACUCACCUCCGGGCGCAGGGCCAGGCGCCAGGGGUCGCGGUGGCUGGGGUCCAGCUCUCGGCGCCGCUCGCGGGAGUGCUCCCGGAGAGGGGUCGGUGCGCGCCAGACCCAGACGGGCCCGGCGGCCGGUGAGUUACCACCCGGGCCUCGGCGCGGCGGGCGAACGCCGGGGGUCGCUCAAGAGAUCCCAGGUCCGCCGCCUCCCGCUCCCGCGCAGCGGCACACGGAAGUGCAAGGGGGCGGGGCGGUGCGACCUCACCCAGGUGCCGGCCCCAGUCUCGGCCCGCCCCCGCCCUGGGCCCGCCCCCACGUAGGCCCGCCCCCUCCGAGGCCCCGCCUCCGCCGGCCGCCCCCGGGGGUCCAGCCGCUCGGCUUCCCCAGGCCCGCCACUCAGUGUCUGGGCCUCUCCGCUGGCUCGAGCACCCCUCACCCACUUAGGACACGAACGGGCCCUCAGAAGGGGCCUCACUUUACUGAGGGCGCGGAGGCCCGGGGGGCGCUUUCCCCACCCUACGCCCCGCACACGGAGCCGGGGAGGCGACAGCGGGGGUUCCCCAGUUCCCAGCGCUGGCGCCCGGGACUCCCUGCCCGCCAGCUGGCCCGCCUCGCCAGGCCUUCGCUCUUUCUCUUCCUGUUGGCUGGAGUGCGGACGCGGCCGGGCUCGGUGCCCGCCGCCAGGCCAGCUAGUCCCGGCUCUGUGCCCGGAGACGAAUGGGAAAACUCCAGGGCCGGAGGCUCUAGUCGGUCCACCGGUGCUGGUCAAACGAUUCUGAGAGCAGCUCCUACCCUGAUUCAUGAGUAUUCCUCCCCCCUGCCCCUGCUUUUCAGAGUUCCCCCAUCACCUCUGGGAGGCUCCUGA